Molecule: messenger RNA, 1449 nt
Organism: Malassezia sympodialis ATCC 42132
Lineage: Eukaryota; Fungi; Basidiomycota; Malasseziomycetes; Malasseziales; Malasseziaceae
Gene: ATP7
Exons: 4
Coding region: 1-1449 (482 amino acids)
Biological process (GO): proton motive force-driven ATP synthesis
Molecular function (GO): proton transmembrane transporter activity
Source: RefSeq, a predicted model, not a curated record
AUGGCUACCAAGGCUGCUGCCAUUGACUUUAGCAAGAUCCUCUCGUCGGGGAUCGGCAAGGAGACGCAGGCCCAGAUUGUGGCGUUCCGCAAGCGUGCCGAUGAGGCUCGCCGCGCCCUGGCGAACCUGCAGAACCAGCCCACCUCGGUGGACCUCUCGCACUACAAGAGCGUGCUGAAGAACCAGUCGGUGGUCUCGCAGGCUGAAAAGAUCCUGAGCGAGUUCAAGCCGGUGACCUACGACGUGAACGCGCAGGUGAAGGCGAUUGAGUCGUUUGAGGCCACGGCGGUGAAGCAGGCGCAGGAGAGUGCGGCGAAGAUGGAGGCCGAGCUGAAGGACCUGAAGGCCACCCUCGGCAACAUCGAGGGCGCCCGUCCGUUCGACCAGCUCACUACGGGCGAUGUCCUCCAGGCGCGUCCCGAGAUUGCCAAGACGAUCGAGGAGAUGGUCAAGAAGGGCAAGUGGACCGUGCCGGGCUACGACGAGAAGUUCGGCACGUCUGUGUCGGCGGAGAGCAUGUCCAGCACGGCGGAGCUGAGUGGGAGUGCGCAGUUUCCCAAGACGGAGCACCAAAAGGAGCGCCUGAUGGCGGCCCUCACGCCGAACCUGCUUUUCCGCCAGCUGGAGAACGAGCAGGUACAGAGCCUGCUCCUAGCGAUGCGCGAGAUGCGCUUCGCCAAGGGCGAUGUUGUGAUCCAGCAGGGCGACGACGGCGAUUUCUGCUAUGUGGCCGAGUCGGGCACUCUGGACGUGUUUCUGCAGCCGCCGGGCACGCCCGCAGAGGUCGCGGUGCGCGCGAGACCCGGCGAAAUGGGCCAAAAGAUCGCCUCGUACGGCCCCGGCGCGACCUUUGGCGAGCUGGCGCUCCUCUACAUGCAGCCGCGUGCCGCCUCGGUCGUGGCGACCUCCGACUGUGUCCUGUGGGCGCUGGACCGCGUGUCGUUCCGCUCCAUCAUGGCCCACUCUGACCUGAAGCGCCGCGUCAUGCUCGACUCGUUCAUGAAGCAGGUGCCGCUCCUGCAGCACCUGCGCGAGGACGAGCGUCUUCGCGUGUGCGACGCGAUCGAGUUUGUCGAAUACCCGGCAGGCGAGACGGUGCUGCACGAGGGCGACAUCGGCACGCAGUUCUUUUUGAUCGUGAACGGCGUGGCCGAGGUGAUCAAGCAAAACAAGACCGUGUCGCUGCUCCAGCGCGGCGACUACUUUGGCGAGCUGGCCCUGCUGCACCGUGCGCCGCGCGCUGCGACGGUCGUCGCGAGCGAGAGCUCGCCGUCCGGGAAGCUGCGCGUAGGCGUGCUACAGGAAGACGCCUUCACGCGCCUGCUCGGUCCCCUUUCAGACAUUAUGAAUCGGCAUGCGGCCAUGCACUAUGGCUCGACGCCCGAGGCGCCUGCUGCGACCGAGGCGCCGCCGGGCUCGCCCCGGUCGGGCCAGGCUCCGACGUCCUAG